Molecule: messenger RNA, 1297 nt
Organism: Parasteatoda tepidariorum (common house spider)
Lineage: Eukaryota; Metazoa; Arthropoda; Arachnida; Araneae; Theridiidae
Product: degenerin unc-8-like
Biological process (GO): sodium ion transmembrane transport
Cellular component (GO): plasma membrane
Molecular function (GO): ligand-gated sodium channel activity
Source: RefSeq, a predicted model, not a curated record
AUGUUCAGUUCUUCAACGAUAACUCCUGAUAAGCAACUCAAACCAAUAGAGAAGAAGUUUUAUAAGAAGUUGUCUUUUUGUCGAUUUCAAGCUCGUCUUAUAUUUAAAAUACUUAUGGUAGUAGGUUUUGCUAUUCAGAGUGCAAAGUUUCUUGAAAUGUAUUUGGCAUAUCCUUCAGUUGUAGAGUUAGACGUGAGUCAACCUCAUGAAGUAGAUUUUCCAGCUUUUACAGUCUGCAACUUGAACGAAAUACGUGUUGGUCCUUACUGCAGAAAAUAUCCUUCUAAAUGUGCAACAAUAAAUGAUUAUCCAAGACAUUGCCAACUGUAUCCGGAAUAUUGUCGUCUUGUGGGGCAGAAAAACAUACCGCUGCCAAUCCAUCCUGUCAGCGAAUAUAACUUGGACAGAGAAGAAAGACGCCAAUUUGGUCAUCAAUUUCGUGGGCUCAUACGCAGUUGUGUCAUUGAAACAGAUGUGAUUCGGUUAAUCUUAAACUUAGAAGUGGAGGAGUAUCAUCCUGAGCAUUUAUCAAGGGGUGCUCAAAUCAGUAUACAUUCUCCAUAUCACAUCCCCUCUCCUAUGAGUAAUGGACAGAUUUUAGACAUGGGUGCUAUAUACCGAUUUUACAUGUCAAUGACUCGAUUACAAUUACUUAAAGCCCCUUAUAAAAGUAGAUGCCAAGAUUAUAUGGAGGAGUGGAGGAAAAAUGGCGGAAAAGGACCGAUUACCCAAAAGAUGUGCAAAGAAAAAUGCAAACUUGAUCGCUCUUUGGAAUUGUAUGGAUGUGUAGAUGCUCGCGUAGAUUAUCCACACAAUGAAACUAUAUGUGAAAAAGUCAUUCCUCGAUUUCACCAGGAAGCUAUGCCUGUAUGUGCAAAAAAGUGUGGAAUGCCAUGCAAGUUUGAUAAUUAUGAAUUUCAAGUACAGCAGUCUUUUAGCGAAGGAUUCCGCAAUGAUUGCAUUACUGCCCAUGACUUAGCAUGCAGUACUCUAGUACAGAUAUUUCUAGAAAACAUGGAAAUCAGUACUUUUACUUAUUCUCCUCGACUGGAGCCAGUUGGAAUUCUUAGUUGGAUUGGAGGUUAUGUUGGACUUUGGUUGGGGAUAUCAUUGAUACAAGUUUAUGACUUUUUAGAGGCGCGAAUAUUCAAUGGCAUUUCAUAUCUACAGAAGCGUCACGCCCGAGACAAGAAAAGGAAACACAGGAGAAAAUUAGGUUUUGAAGGAUACCAAACAAAAUUGUACAGAAAACAUUAAUGUGUACUCAAAAUGUAAAUAAACGACAUGAAUAUUUUUA